CGAAAACUCGGUCAUUUGAUAACGAAUUAGGAGGCAAUCAAUAUGAAACGAAUUUGUAACGAUAAUAAACGCAGCGCAAGCUCAGUUUGCCAACGAUCCCCGUUCCCCAAUCAGUGAGCAACGGAGCGUGCGGCGAGCAGCAAAAUGACAACAGCUUCUCAUAUUGCUUCAUUGGACGUUGGGACUACUUAUUUGCGUUGCUUUGUGCUCGACGAGAACUGUACGGUCAAGGGGUCAGCGGCGUAUGCAGUGGAGCUACUAAAUCCGCAGCCGGGUUACUUUGAGAUCGAGCCCGAAGGUCUUUGGCGCAACAUAAUCAAGGUGAUAACAGAAUCGAUACGCAAUGCCAGGCUGACACCCGCAGAUAUUACUUGCCUCACAAUUUCGACGCAACGCUGCACGUUUCUCACGUGGAACCAUCGGACGAAUGAAUACUAUCAUAAUUUCAUCACAUGGAAGGACUUGCGUGCCGAUGAUCUUGUCGAGCAGUGGAACUCGAGCUGCUCGCUGCGUACAAUGAAUGGAAUCUCGUAUGCUUUGUAUCUCCUGACAAGGAAUGCCCGCUUUCUGGCCGGCAGCGUGCUCAAGCUGAUGAAUGGUCAGGUGACGGCGAGGCUGCUCCACGAAAUCGCUCACAAUAAACGCUUGCAGCAGGCGUUGCGUGAGAAGAAGGCACGCUUAGAGCUGCUCGACUCUUGGAUAUUGCACAAGCUACGCUCCGGCAAUGGGCUGAAUACGGAUGUUGAACAUAUCACUGAUAUUACCUCAAGCACUGCCACCGGUCUCUAUGAUCCGUUCACCUUAAGCUGGUCGCCACUCAUGCGCUGGUUGUUUGGCAUCGAUUCCAAUCUACUGCCACGCGUCGUUCCCAACAGCUAUGAGAACUUUGGACACGUGCAUCCCGCCGCCUUUGGUCCGGACUGGGGCCAGACGAAGAUUCCAAUUGCCGCCUCGCUGAGCGAUCAGACGGCUGCCAUGUGGGGCUCCCAGUGCUUUGCGACGGGCGAUGUCAAGGUCACUAUGGGCACGGGUGCGUUCCUUAAUCUGGUCACCGGUAAGGAGUGUAAGGCCGUCAUCAGUGGUAUGUAUCCAUUGGUCGCUUGGCAGCUGAAGCGCAAGAACAAACACCUGGAUACCAUCUACUGCGUUGAGGGUGCCGCUCAUGACUUUGGCACAGUGGUCUCGUGGGCGCAAUCCUGUGAGCUGUUCGCGACACCAGCAGAUACCUCAGAUAUAGCCGAAUCCGUGCCAGACUCAAAUGAUGUUUACUUUAUGCCUGCAUUUAGCGGCCUGGGUCCGCCUGUAAAUGACCAUCGUGCCGCGAGUGGAUUUAUUGGGAUGACGCCGUCCACAACCAAGGCACACAUGGUGCGUGCGCUCCUCGAGAGCAUCGUGUUUCGAGUGGUGCAGCUCAUCGAGAGCGCUCAAAAGGAAACGGGUCAGCAACUAAAAGUAAUCAAAGUGGAUGGCGGCGUGUCUCGCAAUGAUUUUGUGUGCCAGUUUCUGGCGGAUGCCUGCCGUUUGCGGGUGGAGCGUGCCGAGUGCGUCGAGUCGAGCAUUAUGGGCGCCACUUAUCUGGCUGGGUUUAAUCAUGGCAUCUGGCACACACUCGAUGAUCUCAAGCGUUUCCGUCGUGUGGAGCGCAUUUUUGAACCGCAACCAAAGCAAUAUGAGAUCAUUGCCAGCCGCAUGCAGAAAUGGAGCAGUGCAAUUGAACGCUUCAGUGGCUGGUACUAAAGAUAAGAGAGUAUAGAUUAUUACAGGGCUUGUUUUUGUUAUGUUUUGUUUUGUUUUUUAUCUUACAAUUGUUGUAGUGUAUUGAAAUUGUUACAAUUAUAUUAUCAUAAAUGUAAACGGGGCAGUGAAACGAUUAACUCACGAAACAUAAACCCCCAGUCUAAAAACUAAA
Molecule: messenger RNA, 1909 nt
Organism: Drosophila grimshawi
Lineage: Eukaryota; Metazoa; Arthropoda; Insecta; Diptera; Drosophilidae
Product: putative glycerol kinase 5
Exons: 6
Coding region: 145-1737 (530 amino acids)
Biological process (GO): glycerol-3-phosphate biosynthetic process; glycerol metabolic process; triglyceride metabolic process
Cellular component (GO): mitochondrion
Molecular function (GO): kinase activity; phosphotransferase activity, alcohol group as acceptor
Source: RefSeq, a predicted model, not a curated record